Messenger RNA from Lactuca saligna, 584 nucleotides. The record is from the annotation of a GenBank genome assembly. NCBI's taxonomy places the organism in Eukaryota, Viridiplantae, Streptophyta, Magnoliopsida, Asterales, Asteraceae.
AUGCCAUCUCCUUUGGGUGUCCUACUUGUUAUCUUUGCAUCACUACAUGAGGCAUUAGUUCAGGUGGUUGGUGGCUUAGCUAGUGAGACAGCUCACAUGAUAAGUGCAGUUGUUAAAGGCAUAACUCCAUUGACUUAUGAGUUUACUAAUCUUGUAUCCACUGCUUUUAAUGUUCUUCCAUCCUCUUUUCUUCUUUUUCAAAGAAAAACUAGAGAGAUAAUUAAAGCAAAUUUAGGUAGAGGCUCUGAUGAGCUGGUAGAGUACGAACAAGAGUCAUUUUCAGGUAAAGGUGAAGAUGCCACUUGAAAUGCUUGUCAAGAAAUGUGGUAUAGAUGUUAUUAAGGAACUUAUGUUUGAAGAACAUAUAAAGCUGCUUACUAAUAUUAGAAAGGUUUGCUGAAGAUUUAAUGGUUUUUUUCUCUAAGAAAUUAAUUUGGAAUUAAAAUUAAACAAGUUGGUAUGGAAUGGAAUGCAUACAAAGGAAUGGAAUGAGAGAAAAUAUGCUGAUAACACUGAAACCAAAUCUCAUAUGUCAAAAGCAACCACCUCCAGGUUCUUUUCGCUUCUUCCCUUUUAAUCAAAGA